GAACCAAACUGACGAUGAGACUAUAAGUAGGUCAAGAUCCGUGUCGAGGAGUCAGUACGACUUCAUUAGCGACGAGAAGAAGUUCACCCGAGGUAUAAACGGAUAAGAAUUUGUCGUUGAAACCAAAGAAGAAAACAAAAAAAAAGGCAAAUAUCAACCAUGUCGAAGCUUCUGUUUUUCGUUUGCAUCGUUAUGCUGGUCGGAACCGUAAUCUCGGCGACCACGAGUUACGGAAAUACGAGGCACUCAAGCUCCAUCGCCGUACCUAGAUCCACGCAAAGAACAGCAUGCGGCCGUCACGGCGACUCUUGCGUCGGCAGAAACGCCAAGCAGUGCUGCAGCGGUACAAGUUGCCAUCCAUACGCGGGGAGAUGCCAAGCAAGAAUAACCGAAGCAGAUCUGGCCGAAGCCAGAUUCAAGAUUCUUGGAACCAGAGAGAAGGCCCAAUAACCUGACACGAACAAUUGUUUGAAAAAUAUACUUCCGUAAAUUUCAAUAAUGUAACGUAAUAAACACAAAACGAUGAAAAUUAAGCACAAAUAUAAUGCAUACGUAUUGUA
This is a messenger RNA of Neodiprion fabricii, 560 nucleotides long. Its product is annotated as omega-conotoxin-like protein 1. Lineage: Eukaryota; Metazoa; Arthropoda; Insecta; Hymenoptera; Diprionidae. The transcript has 3 exons. The record is from RefSeq and is a predicted model, not a curated record. The coding region runs from base 160 to 450 and encodes 96 amino acids.